UAUUUCUUGUGUUGUCAUGUUGAGAAGGUGAUGUUUCAGGACUCUUAUUGGAUUGCCUUGUUUUUGCAGUACUUAAUAUUUGUAUGAAAAUCUCGUGGGGGUGGAGGGAAUGUACCCAAAUGGCUGAGUUCCGCAGCAGUAUUAGUGAACACAUUGAUUGCGACGUGGUACCAGAAGCGAUGUUUCUGGGUGCGAAACGGGUGUGUGUAUGCCUCCCCUCAGGUCAAACAAAAGAGUUGUUGUGCUGGUGACAUGUGACAGGCUCACCGCUGUUUCUCCCUGCACAUGUGACUCAGUGGUGUGUGGCUGACGGAGUGCCCCCCCUCCCCUCCCAGAUGCAAGCAGGGAGUGAGCAGUGGGGGUUGACUGUAGUGUGUGUCCUCCACUGGGAAAGGUAGCUGCGGCUUGCAGUGUGUUUGGUGCUGGGGGAGAGCGGGAGCCUGCCGUCGAGCCGAGCUCCGCACUGCAGCACGUCGCUCCUCGCUCUGGUCCCUGGGGCUAGUUGGAUGCAGCCCCCCUGGGCUCUCCCGCUUCCCUGCGGGAUGACUGCGCUUAUGUGCCCGGUGAAGGGUGUGAGGCUGAAUCCCUCCCAUACCUCUGGGCUAGGGAAGGAAGACAUGCUGAUCUUGAAAGUCUUCCAGUGUUAUUUUGUAGUGAAGUGUGAACAUUCGCGAGAGAAGAACCUCCACCCAGGUCAGGGGAUUCUCACCAGCGAAGCCUGUGGAAAUGCAUUAGUCAUGUUCCCUCUCCGCUCACAUGACUCCCUUUUGGUCGCACCCUUCAGGACUUCUGGGAUCGCUUUGCCCCGUCGGCUGCCGAUGGUCAGGGCAGUGGCCCGUGGCCAAGGAAUUCAGCGGAUCAGAGCCCACCGGCUGCCUCAGCACUCUGCAGGAAAGGAGAAGUGAAACCAUUGGGACUCUCAGCAGAUCAGCUUUUUCCACACCGUUAACGUUUUUACUCAUAAAACUUUUAGUUAGACCUUCACCUUCUGAGGUUAUACCAAAGGACUUGCUGGGGGACACGUUACAGCUGCUGCCGUGAUCAUCGAAAAGCAUCUACGAAAUGACUAAAUAUACAGUUUGAAUUGCCCUUUAAUUAAUCUGACAUGCUGGAUCCCUGUGUAGUUGCUGGCAAAGCCCAUUCGAAUUAUUGCCAAAAAACAAAUGAGUCCCUUUGUAUUGUUUAGCAGAUAAUAUUGCAGAUGAAUAAGGACUGUACUGCCUCUUACUUCUACAUUUUACUGCUACCGGCUGGAGACGGUGUGGUGCGUCACCGCCUUUGCGUCUGCCAGGGCUUAACCGCUUCUAAUCCUGCUGUGGCUACGGAGAAGGGCAUCUCAGUGGAGGUUCAUGAAAUGUACGAAAGCAAUGCGUUGGUCUGUUUCGUGAGGGACGUACACUUUUUACUCUGUGCCUAUAUUGCCUUCGUUGCCUUUUUUCACAUCUGGGUGCUGAUGCACGAGUCACGGUUUAGUUGUAGAUACGAAUUGUUUCUUGGGAGGAUGCUUAAGGCAGAUUCCAUAAUUUUGUUUUACCAUUCUUCCAGGGUCAUUUCUCUUCUCCUCAUCUGCUUAAUUUAUUAACAGAUUCUUUCCGUAGACAUUACAGCUUUCCCAAAUCUGAAUUUGUAAGGAAAAAACUUUUUUUUAAAUUUAUAAAUGUGUUUAUUGAGGUAUUGGGUUAACUUGGUAUGCUGUGGUCUAUGCUUUUAGUCUGUGAUUUGGGGCUCUUGAUCACAGGUGGUGCUCCUGGCUACUUGUUUUUGCCAUGGACAGAUAUGGAUGCAAAGUUGAUAUGGUCCUGUUGUGCACUUUUUUGCCCCAGUGUGUGUUUGUAGCGUAAUAGCAGUUCUAGGUACUGUAUAAAGGGACCAGGAUGGUCUGUAUGACUCAGACCUCUUUCCUGACUGAGUGCCACAAUUAUCCCACCCCUGACACUUUUACAUCAUCAUAACCAUGUUUAUUGAAUAUCGAGGAAGCCUGGAAUUAUUGGUUCUACGAACUGGGGUACACCGCAUCCAUUUCUACUGUUGCUCGCAGCUCUCAGCGUUUUGAAAGAGACCGUUUCUGUUGAAAGAUUAUAUUCUGGUUUCAAAAGUCAGAACAUCAGGAGUUACCCUGUUUUCAAAUUCAAUAUACUAUCAUGACCAGACCCUGCUUAAUAAUGAUGUAUAAUCUGACAGCUGCUGUGGAACACAUGCAGGAGUGUCACUUGUAGCUUGGGAUUUGCGGUACACUUGCGAUAGGAAAUCUCUUUGCACGACACUGAUAAGAUCAGUUUAACAGUUUGAUUCCCGGUGCCACGUUUUCAGUUUUUGAUCGGUGAUGUGGAGCUGGUGCUCAUUGGACAGCAGUGGGGAUCACUCAUUCGUUGUCUUUUGCGCAUAGCUGUGGUUAAGAGUGGCAGGGCAGACACAGCGAGCUAGUGGCUCUGGUGCAUGGUUGCUAUGGUAUUGGCCUUCACUGACUUGCAGCAGACAGGCGGGAGGGUAAUGGAAACUUUUCCUGUUUUGUUUCUCUGUCCACCCCCCCCACUGCCAGCAGAAGGAGGAAGCCUGGCGUGACCCUGUGCGGUGGCGCGGUGCUGCUAGGCCGAGGUGGGCAUCUUAACCCCGACAGGCCAAGUGAUGUCCCCCAAGUUGGGGCCUGUGGAUUAGAGGGAAGCUUCAUUGCUGGCAGUUUCCCAAGCACGUGUGGCGGCUGGGCCUCGCAGCACCAGGAAACGCGAUCGGGGGCGGCAGGAAGAGUGGAUGUGGUGGUGACGGAGGCUGCUGAGUCCUGAGAGUGCGGCCCGCUCCCAAGUGGGGGGUGCGUCAUGGCCUCUGUGUUUGUCGUUGACGGAGGAGGAUCGGUUGUGGAGUAUGUCAGCACCACGGAGAACCCACAGCAGGAGGAGAGUCUGGGAGAGGACAGGUACCCGGCAGUGAUUGUGGAACCUGUACCUAGUGCCCAUCUGGAGCAGUGCUACGCUGCGCAGGUGCUGGUUUAUGACGACGACACCUACCUGGUGCAGGAUGUGGCUGAUGAGCAGGAGGUGGAGACGGAGGUUGUAGAGACAGUGGAAGCUUCAGUCCAUGGCAGCAAUGUUAACUGCUCAGACAAGACCAUUGAGGCAGCCGAGGCCUUGCUUCACAUGGACUCUCCCACCAGCUUGCGGGGUGACCGUAGCCCAGCAGAGGAGUAUGCAUCGCCCUGCAUCACUAUGCCAGAAUUCAUCCAUGCGGCCAUGCGUCCAGAUGUUAUUACGGAGACCGUGGUGGAGGUGUCCACUGAGAGCAGUGAGCCAAUGGAUGUGUGCACUGUUUUGGAGGCCCCUUUGAGUGAGCCCAUCAAGAAGAAGAAAGCUGGACGAAAACCAAAGAUGCAUCAGCCUCCUGUAUCAAAUGGCUCUCCUGACCUUGGUAUUAAGAAGAAGCCUAGAGAAGGCAAAGGCAAUACAACAUAUUUGUGGGAGUUCCUGCUGGAUCUCCUGCAGGACAAGAACACCUGCCCCAGGUACAUCAAGUGGACGCAGAGAGAGAAAGGCAUCUUUAAACUUGUGGACUCCAAGGCUGUGUCCAAAUUGUGGGGGAAGCACAAAAAUAAACCGGACAUGAACUAUGAGACCAUGGGCAGGGCCUUAAGGUAUUAUUACCAAAGAGGUAUCCUGGCAAAGGUGGAGGGCCAGCGUCUUGUCUAUCAGUUCAAAGAAAUGCCAAAAAACAUAGUUGUGAUUGAUGAUGACAAGUCAGACCCCAAGAGCGAGGAGCUGCUUGGUGCGGAGAAGUCAUUUGAGCGUGUUCCCCCCUCCUCCGAAACCUUAUUAUCCUCACCAGAGCUGUCCAAGACAGGAGUCCUACAGGGAAACGUCCACACUGUUGUACACACAGCCCCUGCCAAGAGCAGGAAUGUGCUCUCCCAGCACAUGACUCGAAUGAUGACGGUCACGACGGCCUCUGAUGCUCCUCAGCUGCAGCAGCAAUCCCACCCCAUCAUCUCCACAGGCGGCGGAGCCAGGACAGUGCGGGUGGCCAUGCAGGUACCUGUAGUGAUGACAACAUCACAGGGUCAGAAGAUCUCCACUGUGGCAGUGCACUCAGGCAGCUCGCCCAUCCUGACCAACACCAGUGCCACCAGUGGCACGGCCCCCAAGGUGGUACUCCAGACGAUUCCCACGGUGAUGCCCACCACGGGCGAGAAUGGGGAGAAGAUCACUGUGCAACUGGCCAAAAUCAUCACCAUCCCAGCCGCACAGCUGGCACAGUGCCAACUGCAAACCAAAACAGGCACGCUGGGCACAUCGAGCAUCAGCCUGGUCGGCGCACCGCUGGCUGUGAGAACCCUGGCUCCGGUGUCUGUUACGCCGGGGACCCAUGUGGUGAGGUUGGCAGUGCCAGCACAGCAGCCCCAACACCAACAGAGCAGCCCCGUGGGGGGCAGCACCCCUGCACGUAUCCUCAGUGCCACCAUCAAGAGGCCCGAGGCCAAGAUGGACAGUGCUGUGACGCAGGCGACAGAAGCCACUGUGGAGCUGCACCUGGGCCAGGACAGUUCGACCGUGGAGGCCCCCAAACUGGGGACGGUCAUGGUUCCAGCUAUGGUGAACACAGAGGGGCACGACUGCUAGGGCAAGCCAGUGCCAUUCAUAACUGACAUUUUUUUAUUGUCCCUUUUUGUCCCAUUAAGGGAUGUUAACUCUUAGCAAGUGUAAAAUACCUGUCAGCAAUUCAAAGCAUCCAGUUUGCCACAUGUGAAUUACUCAUUGUUAAAUUAUUCAAAACGGAUAUAAAGAUUAACCAAUAUGUUUUUCACCCACUCUCAUAGUUCUGAAUAAACAGUGUGGAGAUUUCAUUAUAAAUAUGGUUAUCAGACUGAAAGGGACCAAGAUGUUUUUCGCAGACACUAAUCUUCAACACUAAAGCAAUAUUGGUCUCAGUGUAAAGACAGGGAAUGUUUACUUUGCAACAGUUAUUUAACUUGUGCAUUUAAAAAAAUGCAAACCAGCAAUUAGUUUGACUAUCACUGUGUAUAUACAGAUAGUACCUGUUCUCACAGUGCUACGGUGGAGCUCUGCAGAUCUUUAAGACCCGCUGCUGUUGCUUGACAGUAGUUAGAAAGAGAAAGGGACUUUGUAUAAUAUAUGUAUGCUAACCUGUUGAUGAAAUUUCAAACAAGCAACCUUAGAGUAUUUUUUAUUUCUACAAAAUAAGCUAAUUUAGGCUUUUUGUAUAAAGCUUUUUUUAUACCUUGUACCAAGCACAGUAUUAAGAAAAAUAAAGGAACACCUUUUAUAAUUAAGCUUCAUCCAGGAACUGAGCUGAAGCAGACUAAUUUGCCUGUGUCCCCAAGUUGUGGCAUUCAGGUGGAUGCUUCUCAGGAAUGCUGGGGAAGCGCAUGAGCUUCUGCAUCCAGUUCUUGUUCCUCACCAAAAGUGAGACAUGACUGUGUGUAGAGAGAACUUGUAUAUUCAACAUUUGAAGUACUCUAUUUUGUUGUACUCCUGUUGCAAAGUGUAUCCAAAUAGAUUUUACUUAAAUAUGUUAAAUUAAAGGUUCGGUGCUGAAUUAUUUCUAGAUUAACCUUUCCUACUUCAGGUUUGACAUUCUUGGGGUGGUCAGUUACGGUUCGAGUUGUGAAGAGCUAAGGUACAGCUUCCAGUGUAGAAAGUAUUCCCUUUAACAGUGCAGUAUUACACAUCUGCCUUUUAGCGGGAUAGAAUGAGAACAAAAUGGGAAUAGAAAAGUUUCUAUAUGCCGAUUUAACAAAAUCAUGGGGGUUCUUACCUGACACCUUUGUCUAAUGUGGUUUUCUGAGUUGGUUGCAGAGAUUUACUCAUUUAUAGAGGUGGCUAUUGUGACUGGACAGAUUCAGGUUAAAUCCAGAGACUACAGUCUUAUUUUUUUUCAGCAAAAUUCUCACCAGAUACCAGUCUAGUUACUUACGAGUUACCCAAUAAGUUGCAUGCAUAUUCCAUCAUAAAAGAAGGCAGAAACUACAUAUUUGACAGGUUCAACUGCAAUGCUGUACAACUAGUAGAAUAUAAAGGCUACCAACCACCUUGGCUUUUAGUCAUAACUAUGGGUAAUAUUAAACUGUAGCUUCCACAUUUCACCACCUGUGUAGACUGCCUAUCCUUUAACCCAUCAACUAGUCACCUAUAUAAUAUAUAUACAUUGGGUUCACAAAGAAUUUGAGCAAUGGGGGUUAAAUAUUUAAAUGAAUUUUCCUGCAAUAUUAAAGUAAAAAUAAAAUUCAAAUACCUCCUAGAAAAACUCAAAUGAGGUCCAUGCACUGAUACUUACUU
Molecule: messenger RNA, 6281 nt
Organism: Scleropages formosus (Asian bonytongue)
Lineage: Eukaryota; Metazoa; Chordata; Actinopteri; Osteoglossiformes; Osteoglossidae
Product: ETS-related transcription factor Elf-2-like
Exons: 10
Coding region: 2814-4604 (596 amino acids)
Biological process (GO): regulation of transcription by RNA polymerase II; cell differentiation
Cellular component (GO): nucleus
Molecular function (GO): sequence-specific DNA binding; DNA-binding transcription factor activity, RNA polymerase II-specific
Source: RefSeq, a predicted model, not a curated record